Molecule: messenger RNA, 1838 nt
Organism: Hemicordylus capensis (graceful crag lizard)
Lineage: Eukaryota; Metazoa; Chordata; Lepidosauria; Squamata; Cordylidae
Gene: AASDHPPT
Product: aminoadipate-semialdehyde dehydrogenase-phosphopantetheinyl transferase
Exons: 6
Coding region: 652-1581 (309 amino acids)
Cellular component (GO): cytosol
Molecular function (GO): holo-[acyl-carrier-protein] synthase activity; magnesium ion binding
Source: RefSeq, a predicted model, not a curated record
CUAGGGAUGAUGGGAAUUAUAGUCCACCAACGAGAUUGACCGCUGGCUUUCCUUCUAUUGCGCCUAGCCCCGCCGCAGCUAAACAGCCCCGUGCACGUGGCUUCUGAAGUCUAGCGAGAUCCGGAAUUUGAGGGGAUGGUUUUCUUCUUGCCCCUCCCCUUCCGUGCGUCUUGGCAGCGUCGCUGUAGGCAGCCCGCAAGAUUUUGCUUGGAAUUCUUUAACCCCUUCUCCUCCCCCUGCAGUGCACACCUUAAUCGUGUCACACAACGCGGGAGGCGACUCAAGGGACGCGCUGCCAUUGGGGAGAAAGAGUAAGCAAUAGCCGGCAGUGGCAGUCCCUGAUAGCUAACUUGGACUACUACCCGGAAGACGUGCGGUGUAGCUCGUGGCUUUGCCCCCCAGUCACAUAUAAAAUGUUUUGUGCCAGCUAGCCUUCAUUCCAGGUCGCCCAUCCUAUGGUGACCUGGCGAUUGGUGUGAGACAAGACUGAGCCCACUUUUAAGGUCAUAAGAACCCCGUGAGAUAGCUUGGGCUGAAAGAUCCACCGAGUUUCGCUGAGCGGAUUUGGACACGGAGCCCAGAGUUCGUUUCUUUCAGCCUCCCUUCUCACCCUGCAGGGUGAGCAGGUAUCCUUGCCAUUUAUUUCUACAUAUGCUUUGGCGUUCUAUGGCUUCCAUGGAGCGCCUUGCUAUGGACAGCGUCCGCUGGGCAUUUUCCUACCGUGCUUGGGUCCCGUGUCGCGAGGAUUGGUUGCUGGCCAUGCGCCUUGUGCAGCCUGAAGAGAAGGAGCGCAUUGGACAGUUUGUCUUCGCCCGUGAUGCCAAGGCUGCUAUGGCGGGUCGUCUGCUGCUAAGGAAAUUAAUUGCAGAAAAACAGAAGAUCCCUUGGAACCUAAUUCAGUUACAAAGAACUGCAAAAGGCAAACCUGUCCUGGCUAAUAACUUAAACAGCACCCAUUCUAGUUUAAAUUUUAAUGUCUCUCAUCAAGGGAAUUAUGCAGUUCUUGCUGCUGAGCUGGACUAUCAAGUGGGCAUUGAUAUUAUGAAGACCAGCUUGCCAGGAAGUGGGUCAAUUCAAGACUUCUUUCGCAUCAUGAAGCGGCAGUUUACUGAUGAAGAGUGGAGAUUAAUCAUGUCCAUGAGUAAUGAAUGGCUUCAGUUGGAUAUGUUUCAUAGGCACUGGGCAUUAAAAGAGAGCUUCAUAAAAGCUAUUGGAGUUGGAAUCGGUUUUGACCUUCAAAGGAUUGAGUUUAAUGUAUCGCCGUUGCAGCUGGAAGUGGGGAAAACAUAUAAUAAGACAAUUAUGCUUUUGGAUGGCGAAGAAGAAAAAGAGUGGUCUUUUGAGGAAACCCGGUUAGAUGACUGCCAUCAUGUUGCAGUUGCUCUGGGAAAAUCAAGAGGAUUUGAAGAAAAGCAUCCUGAGGUUCUUUCAAGAGAUGUGACCCAGACUGCAUUUACAGUACUGACUUUUGAUGAUUUGGUUGCCUCUGCUGUUCCUUUGGCACCUGAAGAUCCUGCCUGCUGGGAUAACUUUUGUUCUAGGCAGGAAUCACCAGCACGACAGAGUUCUAAUUCCAGAUAAGAGAAGACUGUGUUUACAAGAAUGUGAAAGCACUCAAAGGCCACAUACUGUUCCUCUUCCAGCAGUUAAUUUGUGUAUGCGCCAACGGGGGUGUAUGUUUGAGAAAAGUAGUUAAAUUCCUCAUUUUGACUCUUCACUAUGGAGCGACCAUCUUUUUAAAAUCACAGUUCCCGGAGGCUGAACCCUGAAGAGAAAAAGACUAAGCUCUAGCCCUUGUAGAAGUGGAGUUAUGGAGCAAAAUGUGUGGUCACUAUUUU